GCCUAUGGAGGUAUCGAUAUCGAUAAGCGUCAUGAAAGGCUGAGAAAUCUCGGAUUGAGAGGUCUGGGUCCAAAAGCUAAAUCUGAAAAGACACCAACACCUUCGAAAGCAAAAACUGGAGGAAGUACUACAGCAGAUGAGGGUACGAUCGAAGAAGUGAAUCAAAGGGAAGGAGUUGACGAGUUCUUGUUCAAUGGUGAUAUGAUCCUCACUGACGAACAGCUUGCUGCAUUUGAGAACGAACUGGGAAAUCAAACUCGACAGAAACGUCAAGUUGCCACAUACGCCACACGCUGGACCAACAACAAAGUUUUCUACUAUUUUGACGCCACUAUAACCACUGCUAAUCAAGCAUACGUAAGAAAACAGCUCAAAUAUCUCAGUGAUAGAACUUGUAUCACAUUCGUGGAAGACGCCACCGCAACAAAUCGUAUAAAGGUGUUUGAUGGAGCAGGAUGUUAUUCGUCGGUAGGAAUGAGAGGAGGCGAACAGAGUCUAUCGCUAACUAAUGGAUGCUUUGUUGUCGGUACUGUGGCCCAUGAGUUCAUGCACGCUCUUGGUGCAUUGCACAUGCAAAUGCGGCAUGAUAGGGACACGUACAUUAGAAUCGAUUUGACGAAUGUGCCGCUCCAUGUAAUGGUCUUACAACAACGGCCAAAUGCGUUAAUGGAGGAGUGCCCAAUCCACGAGCCUGCACAACAUGUAUCUGUCCGAAUGGCUACGGUGGAACUCUCUGUGGACAGCGAGGUCUGCUGUUCUGGACAAUUGAACCAGAUCCGUGCCAGCAACAUCAACCCGACACCGGUCGUCACCUACAGUCUCUACUAUGCUUCCACAUUUACAUAUCAGUAUAGAUAUGUUUGA
Molecule: messenger RNA, 864 nt
Organism: Haemonchus placei
Lineage: Eukaryota; Metazoa; Nematoda; Chromadorea; Rhabditida; Trichostrongylidae
Source: the annotation of a GenBank genome assembly